UAAAAAGUUGCAGCAACGGCUACCCAAUAUAUGAGAAAAAGAAGGAAAAAAAUUAAACAAGUAGAGAGAGUUUUCUUGCGACUCAAGGGGCCUUCCUUCGUCACCAGCCAUUGACCACUCAACAAAGAUGAAUCCAUUUACAGAGGGGGGGAGAGAGAGAGAGAGAGUUUCCUCUUAGAGAGCAGAAGAGUCAUUCAGUAAUGGAUCCAUGAUUUUGUACUCGCACUUUUUCAGAAUCUUCUUCACCAAACCAUUUUUUGUUCAAAAUAAAGUUGAAGAAUUGUGGAUUUUUCCGAAUUGAGCUCCAAAUCACACAGCAAUUGGUUAUACUUUGCACAUGCACAUUAAAGAGAGUUCCUUUUAGAGAGAGAGAGAGAGAGAGAGAGAGAGAGUUAUGCAGUUAUGAAUCCAUGAUUUUGUCCUUCACCUAUAUAUAAUUUCUGGGUUUCGUUUGUCCAUCAAUGGAGGAACCGCCGCCAGUCAGUGAGCUUCUGAAGAAAAUCCAAGAACUCGAGGCCAGUCACGCCUACCUCAAACACCAGAUGUCCAAGCUGCUGAUCGCCGGCGACCCCAACUUGGGCCCACAACGGCUGCAAGACGACGUUGGCCGAGGCAGAGGUGGCGGCCACACGAGGUCUCACUCGGUGUCACCGCCGCGGCCGGGGAGGGAGAGCCGGAGUAGUAAAACGUUUACUGCCGCUAGCAGCGGCUGCGGCCCAGCGGCCGUUGAGUUUUCUGAUAGGCAGUAUUUGAAUAUAUUGCAGUCAAUGGGUCGGUCAGUUCAUAUAUUUGAUCUCAACUAUCGGAUAAUCUACUGGAAUAGGACAGCAGAAAGCCUUUAUGGUUAUUCUGCCGCAGAAGCUCUUGGUCAGGAUGCCAUUGCACUCCUAACUGAUCCCCGAGACUAUGCCGUGGCUAAUGAGAUAGUGCAUCAUCUAACAGUGGGGGAGAGUUGGACAGGUCAAUUUCCUGUUAAGAAUAAGAGGGGGGAUAGAUUUGUAGCUGUUGCAACCAAUACCCCCUUUUACGAUGAUGAUGGCACUUUGGUUGGAAUUAUUUGUGUAUCAUGUGAUCCACGCCCCUUUCAAGGCAUGAGCGCUGCUUUGGACAGCAAGCAGUCAGAGUCUGAUUUGAGCUUUAGCAAGCCUAAAACCACUGUUUCAGCCAAACUCGGUCUUGAUCCUCAACAACCUCUCCAAGUUGCAAUUGCAUCAAAAAUAUCAAAUCUGGCCUCCAGGGUGAGCAACAAGGUUAAGUCAAAAAUAAGGACUGGGGAGAAUGGCAUGGAUUGUGAAGGCAGGAGUGGAGAUAGUCAUCUUUCUGGUCAUGGAGCUGUUUCUGAUCAGAGGGGGGAUGUAUCUUCAAGGGAUUCUGGUGAUGAGGGGCAAGCAAAAUCUGGAGUUCACAAUAUCAUAACCUCAAAAGCAGAGGCCUGGAUUAGUAAGAAAGGAAUAACGUGGCCAUGGAAAGCUGAGCGUGAAGGGCUUGAGGCAAAGACCAGCCGGUUUUCCUGCUCCUGGUCGAGCAAUGAUAAUGAUAAUGACACAUGUUGUCAGGACAGUACAUUUUCUGCUAUCAAACCAGACUGUCAAGUCGGUGAGAGUAACAGAGAAACCAAUAAUGAGGCCUCAGAGUUGUGGUCCUCUUCGUUUAAUGUUAACAGCACAAGUAGUGCAAGUAGCCAUGGGAGUAGCAGCAGUAGUGCUGUUAAUAAAUUGAACAUGGACACUGACUCCUUGGAUUACGAAAUCUCGUGGGAGGACUUGACAAUUGGGGAGCAAAUUGGACAAGGUUCUUGUGGAACCGUAUAUCAUGCUUUGUGGUAUGGAUCGGAUGUUGCUGUUAAGGUUUUCUCAAAGCUACAGUAUUCAGAUGAUGCAAUGCUUUCCUUCAGAAAAGAGGUAUCCCUCAUGAAAAGGCUCAGACAUCCUAAUGUUCUACUCUUUAUGGGUGCAGUAACUUCUCCUCAGCAUCUCUGCAUUGUUACAGAGUUCUUACCACGUGGAAGCUUGUUCCGGUUACUACAAAGGAAUACAAGCAGAUUAGAUUGGAGACGACGUGUUCACAUGGCUUUGGAUAUAGCACGAGGCAUGAAUUAUCUUCAUCAUUGCAACCCGCCUAUUGUUCAUCGUGAUUUGAAGUCUUCAAACCUUCUAGUUGAUAGGAACUGGACUGUAAAGGUUGGUGAUUUUGGUCUGUCUCGUCUCAAGCAUGAAACAUAUCUUACCACAAGAACAGGGAAAGGAACGCCUCAAUGGAUGGCACCAGAGGUUCUCCGUAAUGAACCCUCCAAUGAAAAGUCUGAUGUCUACAGCUAUGGAGUGAUUUUAUGGGAGCUGGCCACCGAGAAGAUUCCAUGGAAUACUCUCAACUCAAUGCAGGUGAUUGGAGCUGUGGGGUUCUUGAACCAACAACUGGAUAUCCCCAAAGAUGUGGAUCCACUAUGGGCUGCCAUAAUUGAGAACUGCUGGCACAGGGACCCACAGUGCCGGCCGACAUUCCUAGAAUUGCUGGAGAGACUUAAGGGUCUGCAGAAGCACCAUGCCAUUCAGUUUCAGGCAUCUCGCUUUGGGGCGGGAGAUGGACAAAAGGAAGUGCAAGAUGCUAGUCCUUGAGUGGAAUCGUUACUCGUGGAACAGUCAAAGCACCCCACAGUUUGUGUUGAAAGUUUGAACCUACUGAUCCAGUGUUUGUGAUUGCCAAUGGCUGCAAAAAAUUGGUUGUUCCACAACACCUAGCCCGGUGAACGAAUGAAACAGAGUGGCGGUUACUCUAGUUUGCGUGAUCUUUAAGAGAAGAGUGUUAGAACCACAACAAGAACUUCUGUUUACAAAACAGGUCUUAACACUCAUCAGUGAGUACCAAUGCAUCAUUGUGUCAUAUUUGGCUUUGUUCUUUAAACUUUUUGCCAAUUAGGGCAUCUGAUAUGGGUUUAAGGUUUUAGGGCUUUGCAG
This is a messenger RNA of Diospyros lotus (date-plum), 2954 nucleotides long. Its product is annotated as probable serine/threonine-protein kinase SIS8. Gene Ontology annotation, molecular function: ATP binding; protein kinase activity. The record is from RefSeq and is a predicted model, not a curated record. Gene Ontology annotation, biological process: regulation of DNA-templated transcription; protein phosphorylation. The transcript has 13 exons. Lineage: Eukaryota; Viridiplantae; Streptophyta; Magnoliopsida; Ericales; Ebenaceae. Bases 462 to 2615 code for a protein of 717 amino acids.